AUCUCCAAGAUCUAUGAAUUCAUCACUUUCGUCUUCUUCACCUUAUUUUCUCCGUAAUUCCUAUAAUUCCAACACUGUAAAAACAUGAGGCCGUGUACUCGCCUCCUAGCCGUGGCGACGGACGCAGGUUCCUCGCGCCCCUUCAGACCAGCGCCCAUGGCUCUCCUGCCGCCAAUUCCCCUCUACCGCCGUCUAUUACGCUCUCAUCGAAAGAGGCUGGGUGUUGAGGAACGAAUGCUGGGUGACAUGUACAUCAAAGCUGAAUUCCGCGCGCAUAGGGAUGUAGAGAAUCCCGUUCAAAUCAUUGGGUUUCUCACAGAGUGGCAGCUGUACGCACAGAUGCUCGAGGGUGAUUCUUGGAGAGGAGACAAGAUGGAUAAGGCUAAGAUUGAUAAAAUGAGCGGUAUGUUUUCACUUGAUGUUUUCUGCUUGACGGUGUGUUUAUGGGAGUACAGAUCAGCAGAUUGGCCAGCUGUACGAGCUCAUGCAGCAAAUCAAGAAACAAGACCAGCAAGAUGCAUCUGACGAUGCCGAGUCGGCGAUCUCCCUCGACGACAAGUCGAAGCCAGGGCAGUGAUUGCGCGCUCGUGAAUGUCUGGCCUGCCUUAUUCUUCAUUACUCAGGGGGCAAACGAUGUGGACUUCACGGUGCGAAACUUCAAUCCGUGAACGACGGCCUUUGAUGCUUCACAUGUUUGUGGGGAGUGUAUUAU
Molecule: messenger RNA, 712 nt
Organism: Dothidotthia symphoricarpi CBS 119687
Lineage: Eukaryota; Fungi; Ascomycota; Dothideomycetes; Pleosporales; Dothidotthiaceae
Product: ACN9-domain-containing protein
Exons: 2
Coding region: 85-525 (146 amino acids)
Biological process (GO): mitochondrial respiratory chain complex II assembly; succinate metabolic process
Cellular component (GO): mitochondrion; mitochondrial intermembrane space
Source: RefSeq, a predicted model, not a curated record